This is a messenger RNA of Drosophila obscura, 481 nucleotides long. RefSeq lists its product as uncharacterized. Gene Ontology annotation, biological process: mitochondrial respiratory chain complex IV assembly. The record is from RefSeq and is a predicted model, not a curated record. Gene Ontology annotation, cellular component: mitochondrial inner membrane. NCBI's taxonomy places the organism in Eukaryota, Metazoa, Arthropoda, Insecta, Diptera, Drosophilidae. The transcript has 2 exons. Bases 102 to 284 code for a protein of 60 amino acids.
GCUCCAGAAAAUGAUCGGUAUCGAUGAGUGUUGCACAAUUCGUACAAUUCCAACGGACCGCGUUUGGUAUUUUUUAGCAUCUUUCGGCGCGACCAGAUAAAAUGGCAGCUCUACGUGGAUGGAAAUUCGUUGGCUUCGUGUCCUGCAUUGUAGGAGCCAUUGGGUUGGCAGUGUAUCCGGUGAUAUUGGAUCCAAUGCUCAAUACGGAGAAGUACAAAUCGCUUCAGGAGUACAGCAAAAUAAAAAGAGAUGAGCUGCAACAUACUAUUAAAGGAAAGGACUAAAUAUGGUUUACUUUAGCAUAUAUAAUUGGCAUGUGUAUAAUGCAAAAAGCAAGAUGUCAAUUUUGUAGUUGCCAAACAACCACAAUGUAAAUUACCUCAUUUAAUGUUCGUAUAAUUAUGCAAGUUUUAUCUAAUUUUAACGCCAACUAAUUAGGUAUUAAGAUAAUAUUUGAUAAAAUUAAAUAAUUACCGAGUAA